CUCAGAUAGAAUGUAACCUUUAUGUGGAUGUUUGAACAACUAUGUUUCAAAUGUGGGAUCAUCGGACUGCAUUGAAUAAUUUGGAGAGAAAACAUGACUUUAAACGUCAGUGAUAAAUUAUUACUGUGCAUAAAGAUGACGGUUAAUUUAGAAGAUGCGAAAAAACAAUUUACCGAUUUGAUGCGAAAUUUAAACAAAAAAAAUCAAGAACAAUUCUUUUCUUUUAUUUUGCAAGAAUGGAAACCUAUGGAAACUGUAUUUCAAUGUCGACCAGCUAUAGGUGAUUUAAGGAAAGAUAUGGAAGAUGCAAUUAUAGAUGAUCCUGUCUUCUUAUUAAAUUCAAUUGCAUAUGAUAUAAGGAAAAGAGUUCCCUUUAAUGGAAUAUUAUCUACAGAACAUAUAGAAUCUCCUAAAAAAGGAGAGAACUCCGAUUGUGAAUCUAAUGUAACAUUGCACGUUGAUGAAUUUCUUUAUGAUGAUGAUGAUAUGAAUGAGUUAAUAGAUAAUGGAAAAUUACAAAAGUAUUAUUGUAUCGAUUGCGGAUCACGAGAUAUAAAACCAUUAAUAUUCAUUUCGCAUUCGAUGUCAAGAGAUGCUAUAUAUUACAUAUUUAAUACCUUAUUACCAACUUUAAAAGGAAAAACGAUAUUGGAUAUUGGAUCACGAUUAGGUGCAGUUUUGUAUGGUGCAUAUGUUUAUACAGAUGCUAUUAAAAUAAUUGGUAUUGAAAUGAAUAAAGAAUUUUGUGAUCUUCAAUGUAGCAUUGUAAAUCAAUAUAAAAUGAAUGAUAGAAUUGAAAUUUUACAUAAAAAGAUUGAAGAUGCUCCAGAAGUGGUAAGGACAAGCGAUGUAGUUGUCAUGAAUAAUCCUUUUGAAUUUUAUUUACCUGAAUCUAUACAAGUAGAAAUGUGGAGAUUUUUGAAAGAUAAUUUAAAGAAAGGAACAAUUCUUGUUGUACGUCCAAAUAUUGAAACAAUGUUAAAAGACUUACAAACAGGAAUUGUAAUAAAUAAUUGGUUAAGACCUCUUUCACAUCAGUCAAAUAAUCAAGAAGUUUCUUCUUUUUCAUCUAUUACUAGUCAAGACAAUGACAAAUACGAUAACAUUGUAUGCUAUGAAAUUAAAUAAAAUAUAUGAAUAUUUCAAUAUACUUUGAUCUAAAUCAAAUUUCAAUUGUAACUGAUACGUUAUAUAUACUAAUUAUGAAUGCGUGUAUGUAAGUUAAAGAUAUGUAAUAUGAACAUUCAUACAUUACUUAUGUUUUUGUAAGAAAUCAACAAAUAUUUAUAACCCAGAAGCUAAAUUAAGAUUCAUUCACCAUUAAAUAUUGUUACUUAGUUCAAAACUAAA
Vespula vulgaris is the source of this 1350-nucleotide messenger RNA. RefSeq lists its product as uncharacterized. Lineage: Eukaryota; Metazoa; Arthropoda; Insecta; Hymenoptera; Vespidae. The coding region runs from base 94 to 1128 and encodes 344 amino acids. Gene Ontology annotation, molecular function: methyltransferase activity. The transcript has 6 exons. The record is from RefSeq and is a predicted model, not a curated record.